This is a messenger RNA of Ipomoea triloba (trilobed morning glory), 808 nucleotides long. RefSeq names its product 60S ribosomal protein L28-1-like. Lineage: Eukaryota; Viridiplantae; Streptophyta; Magnoliopsida; Solanales; Convolvulaceae. Bases 102 to 530 code for a protein of 142 amino acids. The transcript has 4 exons. Gene Ontology annotation, biological process: translation. Gene Ontology annotation, molecular function: structural constituent of ribosome. The record is from RefSeq and is a predicted model, not a curated record. Gene Ontology annotation, cellular component: cytosolic large ribosomal subunit; ribosome.
ACUCACUAUAUAAGCAAUAUUUUCUCGUCUCCCAUUUCGACCCUUUCGCACUCUUAGUAGCACAGGAGCAAAACCCUAGCAGUCUCCUUUUCUCUAUCGAAAUGGCUAUAGUGCCGGGGCAGCUCGUGUGGGAGAUCGUGAAGAAGAACAAUUGUUUCUUAGUCAAGGAGUUCGGUAAUGGCACCGCCGGUGUUGUCUUCAGCAAAGAGCCCAACAAUCUCUUCAAUCUUCACUCCUACAAGCACUCCGGAUUAGCAAACAAGAAGACUGUGACCAUACAAGGGGGUAAAGAUCAAUCUGUGCUUCUUGCUACAACCAAGACCAAGAAGCAGAGCAAGCCUGCUAAGUUGCAUAACAAGUCUGUCAUGAAGAAGGAAUUCCGCCGCAUGGCCAAGGCUGUUACCAAUCAGGUUGCUGACAACUAUUACAGACCAGACUUGAAGAAAGCAGCUCUUGCAAGGUUGUCUGCUGUAAACAGAAGCCUUAAGGUUGCAAAAUCUGGUGUGAAGAAGAGGAAUAGGCAGGCUUAAGCAGUGCAGUGUUUCCUUGUUGUCUCUACAUCAUCCUGGUUUCCAGUUUCUUAUUUUGCUUGUCUUUUCUCUUUAAUUUCUUGGAUGUUGAGACACUUUUUAUUUAUCAGUUUUUGGACAAAAAUUGCAUUGUAGUUGAGCUGAUACUAGUGUCUAUUUUUAUUGAGUUGUUGCACCAGAAAGUUGCCGUUAUGCCCAUUAUAACUAUAAUUGUAUUUCAGCUAUCAGAUCUUGUUUACCAGAUGAAAUGAGUUAUGCUUGAUGCAUUGAUUAAUGAA